GCUUCAGGUGGACAUGAGGAUAAAACUGUUAAACUCCUCAAAGAGGAACCUCUUCAGAGAGCAGCAGAAGUCAGUGAAUCACAGAGCUGGAACAUCGACACAGAUGAAACAGAUGCAUCUUGUCUACCAGGACCCAGUAAACAUUUCAGUGAGCAGAAUACAAAGGCGCAAGUGAACUGGGAGUCUGGUUUUGACCAGAGACCAGAUUUGAGCCAAGAUGCACACACGAGUGGCUCCUGUGAACCUCCAGUCCAGAACAGGUUUGGCAUCAAUGACUUGGGUGGCUUUAACAAGACUGAGCAUGGGGACAGCCAUGACACAGACAUGGGUAACUUUGUUGGCUUACAAAGUACGAAAAGCCGCACGGCUCCUGGUCUUAGUUAUGUGGACCAGUAUAACGAGGACGCGGAAGGACCCGAAGGAGCUGAGCACCACGGUUAUCCAGCAAACUCUCCGGAGAACAGAAGAGUUGAGAGUUCAGCAGCAAGAUCACCUUUAAAGACGAACUGCGACGUAAGUGGACAGUUGAGCUGUUUAUUUAUAGACGAGGAAGGGUAUCUGCAGGAUCUAAAUGUCCGUUAUGCCGAUCCAGAGUCUGGUGGCUCAGGCAGCAGGAGGAGUUUCUAUGGCCAGGACAUUCGAUUCAACCCCUCUGUAGACGGCACUGAGAACAUGUACGAGUCCUCAGAAGCUUACAGCAACAGCUUACAUUUGGGAAACAGGUUACAGCACCAAACUGCAGAAAGUGGUGGUGGGAGCCACAUCCUUCAGCAGUGCUUUACUUCCUUAACUGAUUCUGGUGCACUUAAGACCUACAAACAAAUCCAUAAAAGUACUGGACAAGGGCCCCCAUACUCUAGCAACCAGUGUGGAAAAACCUUUCCUCAAGCCUGUAACCCUAAAGUCCACCCGAGGCCUCCCUCAGGACAGGAACUCCACCUCUGUAGCCACUGUGGGAAAGGUUUUCCUUCCUUCGCAAACCUAAAAUCACACAAAUGUGGCCAGACCAGUGACAAACCUUAUUGCUGCCCAGUUUGCGGGAACAAAUUCAGCCGUCUCUGGAAUCUCAAGUUGCACCAAAGAAUUCACACCCAGGAGAAACCCCAUCGCUGUGGCAUGUGCGAAAAGAGCUUCACGAGGGCGGACAUCCUGAAGGUGCACCAGCGCACCCACACGGGAGAAAGACCUUACUGCUGCUCCAUCUGUGACCUGAGCUUCAAACGCCUGGAUCAUCUGAAGUCGCAUCAACGCAAACACAUAACAGACCUUUAAGAACAAGGCCGCCGAUUUAAGACUCGAUGUUGCUGACAUAUAUUUAUUUUUUAAACUUUUUUUAAACAUUCUUUGUAUGUAUGAAAAAUAUCAAACACCAGACACUAAAAUUCUCACAUUUAGUUUCGUGUUCUCUUUGUACUUGAUUUGUUUGUAAUUAAAAUGCACUGCAUGUGAGUAAAAUGGAAUAAAAGAACAAUAYUA
This is a messenger RNA of Austrofundulus limnaeus, 1476 nucleotides long. RefSeq names its product zinc finger and SCAN domain-containing protein 2. Gene Ontology annotation, molecular function: DNA-binding transcription factor activity, RNA polymerase II-specific. Gene Ontology annotation, biological process: regulation of transcription by RNA polymerase II. Lineage: Eukaryota; Metazoa; Chordata; Actinopteri; Cyprinodontiformes; Rivulidae. The record is from RefSeq and is a predicted model, not a curated record. Gene Ontology annotation, cellular component: nucleus.